UUAUAUAUAUAUGUCAGCCUGUCACCAAGUCGAUCUUCUUCGCUCAGACUUAGCCCGAAGCUCCAGUACCAACCAAACCUAGCCGUCACAACGAACAGAAAAAGGUUUGAUGGGGGAUCGGGGUUCGAGCGCCGCGAAACCGAUUUGGAUGAAGCAAGCGGAGGAGGCGAAGCUGAAGAGCGAGGCGGAGAAGACCGCGGCGGCGAAGGCGGCUUUCGAGGCCACGUUCAAGGGUUUGGAGAAGAAUCGGGAGAAGGGUGGUGGUGUCGUUCAAUCGGACAGCGAGUCGGAGGAGUACGAGGACCUGGCUCAUAAGCCCAUUGGGCCCGUCGAUCCCUCCAAGUGCACUGCCGCGGGGACCGGGAUCGCCGGUGGAACGGCGUGUGCUCCGUCAUCGUUUGUGGUGGUUGCUAAGGACGCCGAUGAGAGGAAGGUUUCCAAUGGGGGUGCGCAAAUCAAGGUGAGGGUGACGCCCGGGUUGGGUGUUGGAGGGUCUGAACAAGAAGGAAUGGUGAAGGAUAUGGGUGAUGGAACUUACACUGUGACAUAUGUGGUGCCCAAGCGAGGGAAUUAUAUGGUCAGUGUUGAGUGUAAUGGGAGGCCUAUCAUGGGGAGUCCCUUUCCUGUGUUUUUCAGUGCAGCAGGUAAUGGUAGUGGAGGGCUGCUGGGUUUAGCUCCUGCAUCUACAUUUCCAAACCUGGUUAAUCAAACUAUGCCCAACAUGCCAAAUUACUCUGGAUCAGUUUCAGGGGCAUUCCCUGGAUUGUUGGGAAUGAUUCCAGGGGUUGUUGCUGGAGCUUCUGGGGGUGCUAUUUUGCCUGGCAUUGGUGCCUCACUUGGGGAAGUUUGUCGUGAUUACCUUAAUGGGCGUUGUGCAAAAGUAGAUUGUAAGUUGAAUCACCCACCUCAUAAUUUGCUAAUGACUGCCUUAGCUGCGACAACCUCAAUGGGAACACUUAGCCAAGCUCCUAUGGCACCUUCUGCUGCUGCAAUGGCUGCAGCUCAGGCAAUAGUUGCUGCCCAAGCCCUUCAAGCGCAUGCAGCUCAGGUGCAAGCUCAGUCUGCAAAAGAUUCUUCUGGUUCUCCUGAAAAGUCUAGUAAAGAUGAUGCAUUGAAGAAAACCCUUCAAGUUAGCAAUCUUAGCCCUCUUCUCACUGUGGAACAGCUAAAGCAACUCUUUGCAUUCUGUGGCACUGUAGUUGAAUGUACGAUCACUGAUUCAAAGCAUUUUGCUUAUAUAGAGUACUCAAAGCCUGAAGAGGCAACUGCUGCUCUGGCGUUAAACAACAUAGAUGUUGGGGGGCGCCCUUUGAAUGUUGAAAUGGCAAAAUCACUUCCACAAAAGCCAUCGGUGGUGAAUUCUUCACUUGCUUCGUCAUCUCUUCCUCUGAUGAUGCAGCAAGCUGUUGCAAUGCAACAGAUGCAAUUCCAGCAAGCAUUGUUGAUGCAACAAACCAUGACUGCACAGCAGGCUGCUAAUCGAGCUGCAACCAUGAAAUCUGCCACAGAGCUAGCUGCAGCCCGAGCGGCAGAAAUAAGCAAGAAAUUGAAUCCUGAUGGACUUGAAAGUGAAGCAAAAGAGGCGAAGCAAAAAUCCAGAUCACCGUCUCCCCCUCGUGGAAGAUCUCGAUCAAAAUCAAGAUCUCCUAUCAAUUACCGAAGAAGGAGAAGAUCUCGCUCUUAUUCACCUGUGCGUCACUCUAGGGAUCAUCGUUCUCGGUCACCAUUGAGGUCACAUCAUUACUCGAGCUAUGAAAGGGAAAGGCGCUAUAGAGAUAUUAGGGAACAUAGUGAUAGGUACAGAAAACGAGAUUUGGAUAGAUCACUUGAUUACCGUUUAUCUGCUUCUAGAAGGAACAAAAGUAGGAGUGUUAGUCCUCAUACACGGAAAUCAUCUGUUUCUCCAAAACAUCAUAGAGACACUUCACCUCAUAGAGGAAGGAAACAGUCACGUGCUGAUUCAGGCUCUCCAAGUCGUCACAGAGGUAGGUCUUCUCCAAAGACUGAUGAAAAAAAAUUAAGAAACAGAAGGCGCUCAAGGUCAAGAUCAUCAGACGAUAAUAGGCUUCACUAUAGCAAAAAUGAAGAAAUCUUUGAUGGAAAAUCUAAACAAAAAGAGAGAAUUCGUUCCAGGUCAGUGUCUGUGGAUGAAAAGCCUCACAGAAGGAGCCGGUCAUCACCGAGAAAAGUGGAUGAAAGUCGAUCCAGAUACAAAAAACGCUCAAGGUCUAAAUCUGUGGAUGAUAAGCAUGACUCCCCCGAGAGAUUGGAUAAAAGCAGAUAUAGAAGAUUGAGGCAUAAUGAUAAAAGGCACUCUAGGUCAAGAUCUACAGAAAAUAGGGAUCAGUCUGAUUUUAGGGUGGGUGAAAGCAAAAAUGAAAAGUCAAAACAUCGUGAUUCUACAAGGGGCAGGUCAAAAUCUGUUGAAGGGAAGCAUCGCUCUAAAGAUAAAUCUGCUGAAAAUAGAGAUAAGAAAUCAAAACAUCGAGAUAGAAGGCGUUCAAGGUCAAUAUCAUUAGAAGGUGAGCUGGAGAAAAGAGGCACUUCACCCCAUAUUAAUUUGGAUGAGAGAAAUUUUGAACUGAAACAGUCCAGUUCAAAGUUCCCUGAAGGCAAGCAUCACUCCAGUGAUAAAUAUGCAAAUAGAGAUGAAAAAUCAGAUCAUCAAAAGAAAACCCCACCUAAAUCAAAAUCAAAACAAUUUGAUGGGAGUGGGUCCUUCCAAGGAAAUUUCGAGGAUUAUGAAUCAAAGGGGAAAUCACAAUCUGAUUCUGGAUCUGCAGAAGUUAAGCAUAAUUUGAAUGAUGGAGAAGAUACUACCUGUGAAGAAAACUCAAAACUUUCUGGAGAAGGCAAGGACUCAAGUACCCUUAAUGAUACUGAGAUGCUGACCUCAGUGAAUGGUAACUACAAGUUAGAAGGGUCAAAUGAAGCUGAUGAUAACCCAGGAUGGAUAUGCGUGGAAGAAGUGGGAAAUGUAAAAUAUUAAGCAAACAUGGCUUGGAGUAUUGGUUCCAAAUGAUAAUCCAAAAUUCUACCUCGCUUUCUGAUAGUGCUAACAAUAUAGCUAUUAGUACAGAUUUCUGUUAUUUACUCUUGAAUCAGAAGUAUCUAAGGAGUAAGGAUAAUUGAAGCUCGCUACUUACAAAUGCCUAUCAGGAAGCAGCAUCACCCAACGAAGACUGCUUUUGUUACUUGUCACUAUAUAUCAUGACUUUCUAUGUUGAAGAUUUCCUGAGCAAGAUCUUUCCUAGGAAUAUAUGGUUUCAUGGGAGGGUUGUGAUUCUUAGGAUGAUGCCUCCACUAUUUGAUUGGUCCCCAGAUUAUUCUCUGUUGGCUUAUGAACAUCUUCGGUUGUUUAUUUCUUUUUUUUUGCAGGUCUGGUUGGAAAAGGUCAGGUGUAGAAUCCCACAGCUAUUGGUGUGGUUUAAGGUUUCAAGAAGUUUCCUGUUAUAGUCAUGAUCAACAGUGCAUACUGCUUGAUUGAUGUAUGUUGGAAUGUUAUUUUAAGUAUAAUAUUCUUUUUAUUAAAGGUAAUUUUUGCUAUGUCUGGCUUUGAUAUUUUUUUUUAAAAUUUGAUGGUGUCAUAAUAUUUUUGGUUUCUAGUUCUUCGAAGAUAGUUUAGAGGGAGAAACCCUUUUAAACCAGUGUCCGAUUAUUUGCAUCUAAAACUUGUUUGGCUAAUGAUUGCAAUAAUGUGGUAAAUUGAAACUAGUGAAUUUUUUUAGUUUGUCUCCUCAUCGGUUAUGUUUAUAUUCCAUAGCUGGCAUGGCCAUUUUUGUAUUAUGAUCUUGUUAAGUUGCGAGCAUCAUUAUUUGAUGUGGCCAACCAUUGGCUCCGUUUUGUUUACUCAUGUUUUGUGGUAUGGUGGGCAUGUUAUAUCCAAAACAAAUGCAGGUUAUUCUCAUUGAAAUCUGUUGGAGCUUUGAGAUACAGUUAUGCUGGGUUGAUUUUUCUCUUGUGUAAAUGAAGGUAUGCAGCCAGAUUCUGAUGCUCUAUGGUUUAGAGCAUACUUGUUUUUCUUCUAGCAAGUUGAGAGCAAUAUGGGAGGCUUGUUAACUUUGUAUUUUAUAUGAAUGCAUUUACUCUACGUAUUGUUUUUCAAUUUUUUUACCAUCAUCUGGUGGCUUAUAUUUUCCUACAUUUUUCCCCAUUUUCCUUUUGUUUUCUUUCUUUUUUAUUUUCCCCCCAAGAAAUCGUCAUGGUUAGGUAAAGCUUCUAUGUAAAGGUCAACUGAACCUGGAUGUUGCUGCAAUGAGUUUCACCAUGUUGCGUUUGAGAAUUGGCUGAGUUACAGUUUUUACUUAUGUAAAUGCUGAAAUGCAAAUGAUUUCAACAGGUAAUUCUCCGUGAAACUAUUGGGUGGUUCAUUUUGUGUAGCAUCUUCAAUUUAAUUGUCAGUCUUGUCCGUGGUUUACUUAGUUCUUUAUGUUGCCCUGUUCACAAUGAUGUUUUUAAUUUUCAUUAAUUUUACAAUUAUUUGUAAAUUGAGUGGUUUUGGGUGUCAUCUUAAUGAUUGUGUUUAGUUUUUCUUUUUUUUUGGUUUUGAACUUGCUUGAUUUGAUUUUGAUUUGGUGUCACAACUUAAAUUCUGGUUUUAAAAAACAUGAGCUUGUUGCUGAGUAGUGGUACAACUUUUGGAUUUUUUCUUUUUGAGAAAAUAUUGUGGAACACAUUUAUCCAGUUGACUUGGUAUGGUUACAGAGACUUAUGAUUUUAAAAAAUUAGAGUUUGUCCUAAGAGGUGCUAAAGAAAUUCUGGGUUUUUUCUCCUUUUUUUAGGAGUAGGGUUUUUUAGUCUCGGUUGAUCACAACUAAAUUUCCCCCUUGUUUUGUACUCUUUUCUCCGUCCCCUGCCCCGUUUCUCCUUUCCCCCUCUCCUGCCAUCCUUUUUUUUUUCUUUUUCUGGUUAGGUAAGCAUUGGAUAUGAUGAUCUUAGAGCUGCUGCAAAUUCUCUUCACCAGAUGAUUGUGUGAAGUAUGUUCUUGGAAGUCCUAUUGGUGUUUUAGUUUCCUUUCUUUGCACCACCUGGUGUAGUCACACCAAUGUUAUGGCUUCUCCACUUGGCUCUUAGGCUUUACCAUACAGUGUUUGUUCAUAAUUCUGCAUGGUUUAAUAGAAUAUUUUAACAAUUUCAAGGUUGGGCUCGAAAUGGGUAGGUACUGAUCUAGGUUAUUGUCGAAUUCUGAAUAUUUUGAUGCGUGGCAUAUGCAAUGGGUAGUGGCUAAUUGAGGAAUAUUUUGAUGA
Molecule: messenger RNA, 5246 nt
Organism: Vigna angularis (adzuki bean)
Lineage: Eukaryota; Viridiplantae; Streptophyta; Magnoliopsida; Fabales; Fabaceae
Exons: 7
Coding region: 110-2989 (959 amino acids)
Molecular function (GO): RNA binding; protein binding; metal ion binding
Source: RefSeq, a predicted model, not a curated record